UACUUUUUUGCAACUUCUAAAAUUUGGAUUCCACUCAUUGGAGCUCUUCAAGGUUCAAUCCUGCAAAAGUUGAAUAGAAUCAAGAGUGUGGAAAGAAGAAAAUUCAAAAGUGGUGAGUUGAACAAUCUAUUUGCCAUAGACACCAGAAGUGUAGCCAUGGAUGGUAUUGAUAUUCAUGAAGCUUGGUUAAUGCCAUUGACCUUAAUUGUUGGUAUUGUGUUGGUUUUCGUAUUUUUUGGAUAUAGCUCACUUGUUGGUGUUCUUGCAAUGAUUAUAUGUGGACCAGUUCUUCCAUUUUUGGGUAAAUAUCAAACUAGUUUUGCAGGCAAAGCUGCACAAUUCAGAGAUGAAAGAAUCAAACACAUGAGUGAAAUAUUGAAUGGUAUUAGAAUUGUUAAAUUUUAUGUUUUUGAAGAUAAGAUGAAAGAAAAGGUUAAUCAAGCAAGAGAAAAGGAAUAUUCACUCCUCCGAAAGUAUGUUACUGUAAUGAGUGGAUAUUGCUUUACUUCAUCCCUGAUGGCCAUUGUUGGAAGUGGAGCUACUUUUGUGACUUUCUACUAUGCAGGUGGAGAUUUGACUUUACCUAAAAUGUUUACUGGACUAGUGUUGUUUGGAACCUUUAGAUUACCAUUGUUGCAUUUACCUUGGGCCAUUUCAAACUUGGUUUUCGCCUAUGUGAGUGCCAAACGUAUUGGUAGAUUCUUGUUUAGUGAAGAUACUGAGAAAUUGCCACAUGAUCAUGAAAAUAAGGCAAACUUGUGGGAAUUUGAUGAAGAACAAACAGAAUUUUCGUCCAUUAUGGAUAAUGACACUGCUAUUGAAUGUAAGGAUGCUUCCAUUGGAUGGUCAGAAGAGGAAGCUCCAACCCUCACUGAUUUAAAUUUGAAAAUUGAGAGAGGAAAGCUCUACUGUGUCAUUGGUAAUACUGGUAGUGGAAAAUCAACCUUAAUUUCCUCCAUUUAUGGUGAAUCUGUUGUAAAGAGCGGAAAAGUUAAAGUUAAUCCAUUGUGUAAUAUUUCACUCAGUGAUGAAACCCCAUGGUUGAUCAAUGCAUCUGUAAGGGAAAAUAUUGUCUUUGAUAAGAAUUUAACUUUUGACAGGGAAAGAUAUAAUAGAAUAUUGGAUGUUUGUCAAUUAAGAGAUGAUCUCAGUCGAUUCCCAAAUUAUGAUAAGACUGAAAUUGGUUUUUCUGGAAUUAAUCUUUCAGGAGGUCAAAAACAUAGAAUUAGUUUAGCCAGAGCUUGUUACAGUAAUUCUGAAAUUGUCUUGAUGGAUUCCACACUCAACUCAAUUGAUGCCAAAUUGUGUAGAAAGAUUUUCAAUGAAUGCAUUUGUGGAUUUUUGAAGGAUAGAACUAGAAUUCUCGUUACACAUUCACUUCAAUUAUUGGAAAUGGCUGAUGAAGUCAUUGUUUUUGAGAAUGGAAAGUUGAUUGCUAAAGGGUCUUUGAAGGAAAUUAAGAAUUCCUAUGACUUUUCCAAACUAAUCUCUGAAGAAAAGGAAGAAAGUGAAACAGAAGAGAAUGAAGUAACAGAAAAGGAUAUGAAACAAGACGAAAAGAAAGGUCAACUCGUCGCUGCAGAAGAUAAGAGCUAUGGUGAAGUUAGUUGGUCUGUCUUUAUGACCUAUAUCCGUCGGUGUGGAAUUUUCUUAACUGUCAUCAGUCUCCUUUUGAAUGUAAUGUCAAUGGGUGCAAAAACAGCAAGUCAAGUCUGGAUAUCUGUUAUGAAUAGUGACAUGCUUAGCUUACCUCUGGUUGCCUAUGUUUGGGUUUUCUUCUCUUUUGGAUUAAUGGACUGUUUCAUCAUUUUCUUUAAGGAACUAAGCUUAGGAUUUGCCACAUUGAAAGGUUCUAACAAUCUUCAUAGAAGUAUGCUGAAUAACAUUCUGAGAGCACCAAUUCAAUUCUUUGAUCAGAAUCCAGUCGGAAGAAUAUUGAAUAGAUUCACUCAAGAUUUGGAAACUUUGGAUAAUAUGGUCAUGUUUGCUUCGGAUUUUAUUAGCAAUGUAUUGAAUAUCAUCUUUACCUUAACUCUAAUUUCUGUAAUUAAUCCAAUGUUUUUAAUUGUGGUUGUUCCAAUUGGUUUUGCAUUUUACAUAAUUCAAGAAUAUUAUAGGACUACAUCAAGAGAACUUAGAAGAUUGGAAUCGAUUUCAAAGAGUCCUGUAAUGUCACAUUUCAAUUCUUGUCUGGAAGGCGUCAAUACUGUCAAGGCAUCUCUUGUACAUUCGAAUAUUUAUGAGGAUAGUUUUAACAAGAUUGACUUUGCAAAUAAGCAUACCUUUAACAGAUUUAUGGUGAACAGAUGGUUGGGUGUUAGAAUCCAUCUCAUUUCUCAAUCUGUUUUGUUUUUUACUGCUAUCUUUGCUAUCAUUGCCAAACAUACUCAAGAAAUUAGUAGCCCAGCUUUCCUUGUAUUGACCAUUUCAAACUCUCUUCAGUUGAGUGAUUGUUUCCAAUCACUAGUUCGUUCGUUUGUUGAAGUUGAAAGUAACAUGACUUGCGUGGAGAGAAUUGUGUACUAUGCUCAAAGUAUCCCACAAGAAGCUGCCUACGAUAAAGAAGGUGAUCCAACCACAAGAGAAUGGCCAACUAAGGGACACAUUCAAUUAGAUCAAUUGUCGGUAAGAUACAGAGAUGAUUUGGAUCCAGUUUUGAAGAAUCUCGAUUUGGAUAUCAAAGCAGGCACCAAAGUUGGUGUUGUAGGAAGAACUGGAAGUGGAAAGAGUACUUUAUUGAUUUCUCUAUUCAGAUUCCUUGAAGCCAAUGAAGGUAGCAUCUCAAUCGAUGGUCUAGAUAUUUCCAAUAUUGGUUUGAGAACUUUACGUAAAGCAUUAUUAAUCAUUCCUCAACAACCUGUUCUAUUCUCUGGAUCUAUUCGAUACAAUUUGGAUCCUUUCGAUGAAUUUGAGGAUUAUGAAAUAUGGAAUGCCCUCGAACGAGUUCAUAUGAAAGAAAAGAUUCAACCACUCCAACUCUCCUUCACUGUUACUGAGAAUGGAAGCAAUUUUUCAAUUGGUGAAAGACAAUUACUCUCCCUUAGUAGAUGUAUUUUGAGGAAGGCAAAUAUUAUCAUCUUUGAUGAAUCCACUGCCUUUGUAGAUCAUAAUAGUGAUGAGUUGGUUCAGAAGGUUGUUAGGGAGGAAUUUAAGGAUAGUACAAUCAUAACCGUUGCUCACAGAUUGGACACCAUCAUUGAUUCGGAUUGUAUUGUAUUUAUGAAGGAGGGUGAAAUUAUAGAAACUGGAAGUCCAAAGGAAUUACUCUUAGAUGAAAGAUCGAAUUUCUCCUCUCUUGUGAGGGAAACUGGUAAACAAUACUCUGACCACUUGAAGAACAAAGCUUUCAAGCUUGCUUAA
This is a messenger RNA of Naegleria gruberi, 3360 nucleotides long. RefSeq names its product abc transporter C family protein. Gene Ontology annotation, biological process: transmembrane transport. The annotation marks the transcript as partial. The record is from RefSeq and is a predicted model, not a curated record. Gene Ontology annotation, molecular function: ABC-type transporter activity; ATP binding; ATP hydrolysis activity. The transcript has 3 exons. Gene Ontology annotation, cellular component: membrane. NCBI's taxonomy places the organism in Eukaryota, Heterolobosea, Eutetramitea, Acrasida, Naegleriidae.